AUGACAAAGUUGUUGGUAUAUCUUGCUUUCAUCAUUUAUUGUGGCCAAGCUCCUAACCCAGCACCGAUGCGAAAUGGAGGAGGCGCGGAGAUUAUCACAGAUUAUAAAGUUGACAAGUUAUGGGAUGAUGGCUCCUUAAUACAAACGACGCAAGUGGAAGAAUCAAUGCUGCCAAAUUGUGACAGAAUGGAAGAUGGAACAGUGUCUAUUUUGGAAGAGAAACCAUUGCUGUUUGUGCGAAACACUCUUAAUUUGAUAAAGUGA
Messenger RNA from Brugia malayi, 264 nucleotides. RefSeq lists its product as uncharacterized. The record is from RefSeq and is a predicted model, not a curated record. The transcript has 3 exons. The coding region runs from base 1 to 264 and encodes 87 amino acids. NCBI's taxonomy places the organism in Eukaryota, Metazoa, Nematoda, Chromadorea, Rhabditida, Onchocercidae.